Molecule: messenger RNA, 1455 nt
Organism: Soboliphyme baturini
Lineage: Eukaryota; Metazoa; Nematoda; Enoplea; Dioctophymatida; Soboliphymatidae
Source: the annotation of a GenBank genome assembly
AUGAGUUCAGGCUAUUCAUCUCGAGGAUUCGGUGGUGGAUCUUUUCGUCGAGGAUCGUCGAUGGGAGGCGGUAAAUCACGGCAGCAGCCCGGAGAAAAUCUGCGAAAACCCCGUUGGGAUACCGUAAAACUUCCUCCUUUUGAAAAGAACUUUUACAAGGAAGCACCCUCAUCUGCCUCCCGGUCAAGGGGCGAAAUCGACCGUUUUCUUCAGGAAAAUGAUGUCACUAUCAAAGGUCGUGAUGCCCCGCGUCCCGUAAUCACGUUUGAAGAAGCUAGCUUUCCUCCUUACAGUUACGAGCAGCUGAGUCGCAAUUUCGAGAAACCAACAGUCAUUCAGUCCGUCAGUUGGCCAAUAGCUUUAAGUGGAAGAGAUAUGGUUGGAAUAGCUCAGACUGGCUCUGGGAAAACGUUGGCGUUUUUGCUCCCAGGAAUCGUGCAUAUCUCACAACAAGCGCCCUUAGAACGAGGAGAUGGACCAAUUGUUCUGGUUGUCGCACCCACGCGUGAGUUGGCCCAGCAGGUGCAAGAAAUUGCCUUUGAGUAUGGCCAGAAAUUAAAUAUUCGCAGCAUUUGUGUGUAUGGCGGCGCCUCAAAAUUGCCGCAACAGCGUGAGCUGCAGCGAGGUGUUCAUAUUUGCAUCGCAACGCCAGGAAGACUGAUUGAUUUUUUGGAAGCGGAAGUGACGAAUCUUCGCAGAUGCACUUACUUGGUUCUUGACGAAGCUGAUCGGAUGUUGGACAUGGGAUUUGAACCGCAGAUUAGGAAGAUUAUUGAACAGAUUAGGCCUGACAGACAGACUCUUAUGUACAGUGCAACAUGGCCGAAGGAAGUGAGGAAUUUGGCUGACGAGUUUUUGAACGACUGCAUAUUUAUUAAUAUCGGAUCUCUUGAACUUGCUGCUAAUCACAACAUCACUCAGUAUGUGGAUGUAGUCGAAGAGUGGGAAAAACAUGACAGACUGCAUAAGCUACUUGAGCAAAUUACAAGGGAGUGCGAUCCAAAAACUCUCAUUUUCGUUGAAACUAAACGAAAGGCCGAUGAGCUUACGCGUUGGCUACGACGAGAAGGCUGGCCGGCGUUAUCGAUUCACGGAGACAAGGCUCAGGGAGAGCGCGACUGGGUUCUUACAGAGUUUCGCACUGGCAAAUCACCCAUAUUGAUCGCGACGGAUGUUGCGGCUCGCGGAUUAGAUGUGGAGGAUAUCAAAUACGUGAUUAAUUACGACUACCCACAGUGUUCUGAAGAUUACGUGCACCGUAUCGGUCGGACCGGUCGUUGCAACCGCAAAGGCACUUCUUACACGUUUUUCACGUUUAACAAUGCAAGAAAUGCCCGCGACCUAGUGCGACUGUUACAAGAAGCUGGUCAGGUGGUUAGCCCACAGCUGUUGCAACUUUGUGAAAUGUCUAAGUCAGUUAAGGGUAAGGGUAAGUGGAACUUUCCACUUUUAUGA